Tauraco erythrolophus (red-crested turaco) is the source of this 2988-nucleotide messenger RNA. RefSeq names its product discoidin domain-containing receptor 2. Gene Ontology annotation, molecular function: ATP binding; protein tyrosine kinase collagen receptor activity; collagen binding. The record is from RefSeq and is a predicted model, not a curated record. Lineage: Eukaryota; Metazoa; Chordata; Aves; Musophagiformes; Musophagidae. Gene Ontology annotation, biological process: protein phosphorylation; positive regulation of kinase activity; positive regulation of neuron projection development. Gene Ontology annotation, cellular component: plasma membrane; signaling receptor complex.
CUCUUUGUCUUUCAGAAAUGUAGAUGGCAGCUGCUGUCUUUGAAGGACUUGCACCCAUCUGACCCUGCGCAGCACCUCCGAUUGCUACCAUGAUCUUCUGCAUGCUACUGUUGGCAUCACUGCCUGAGCCAUCUGGCACCGAAGUCAACCCUGCUAUAUGCCGUUACCCUUUGGGUAUGCACGAAGGGACAAUACGGGAUGAAGACAUCACUGCUUCCAGCCAGUGGUAUGAUUCCACAGGACCCCAGUAUGCACGGUUACAAAGGGAAGAGGGGGAUGGAGCCUGGUGCCCGGCUGGCCUGUUGCAACCAAAAGACGUACAGUUCCUUCAAAUUGACCUGCACAAGCUCUUUUUCAUCACCUUGAUUGGGACUCAGGGACGGCAUGCCCGUGCCACCGGCAAAGAAUUUGCCCGUGCUUACCGAAUCGACUACAGCCGCAAUGGAGAGCGCUGGAUCUCCUGGAAAGAUCGUCAGGGCAGGAAGGUGAUCCAAGGCAACAUUGAUACUUACGAUGUGGUCUUGAAAGAUCUUCGGCCUCCCAUCAUUGCACGUUUUAUCCGGGUGAUUCCUGUGACCGAGAUGCCAAUGACUGUCUGUAUGAGGGUGGAGCUUUAUGGCUGUGUCUGGUAUGAUGGUUUGGCAUCCUAUAGCAUCCCUGAAGGAGGGACAAUAGCGGCUCCUGGCUUCCCCAUCGUUUAUCUGAAUGACUCGACCUAUGAUGGCUACCAGGAGCGCAGGCACCUGUACGGUGGUCUGGGCCAGCUGACGGACGGCGUGCUGGGACUGGAUGACUUCACACAGAGCCACCAGUACCGUGUGUGGCCAGGCUACGACUACGUUGGCUGGAAGAACGAGAGCUUCAGCACAGGCUCUGUUGAAAUGGAGUUCCAGUUUGACCGACCGCGGAACUUCACCUCCAUGAAGGUGCAUUGUAACAACAUGUUUUCCAAGGGGGUGAAGAUCUUCCAGAAGGUGGAGUGUCUGUUCAAACCACGCCUGAUUGCAGACUGGGAGCCUGAACCUGUCGGAGUGGCAACUGUCUUAGAUGACAAAAACCCCAGCGCUAGGUUUGUGACUGUCCCCCUCAACCAGCGUGUGGGUAAAGCCAUACUUUGCCGCUUCUACUUUGCAGACACCUGGAUGAUGAUGAGCGAGAUUUCCUUCCAGUCAGACAUGGAGAGCGUGAAUCCUAAUUUUGUUACGGUGGCCACAAGCACAACGGAUCUCCUGGAAACAGAGUGCAACGUUACUGAGGGGACCUGGGAAACCACGUCUUCUGUAACCAGCACCUGGAUAGGAGAGAAAGCAGAUGACUCCAACACCUCUAUCCUCGUGGGCUGCCUUGUGGCUAUUAUUCUUCUGCUCCUGAUGAUUAUAAUCAUUAUUCUUUGGAAGCAGUAUGUUCAAAAAAGGUUGGAAAAGGCCCCACGUCGAAUCCUGGAGGAGGAUGCCACAGUUCGUCUCUCUUUCUACAGCUACACCAUUGCCAACAACCAGACCCAGAUCCACCAGUCAAAUCCCACCUAUGAACGUGCUUUUCCACUGGAUUUGGAAUAUCACCAGCCAGCUACGCUGCUCCAAAAGCUUCCAGAGCUCUCCCAAAGUGCCGAGGAUUCAGUGUGCAGUGGGGACUAUGCUGAGCCUGACCUGACCAAGUCCACUCCCCACCAAGGCUUUCAGAACAACGUUCCUCACUAUGCCGAAACGGAUAUCGUCCACUUGCAAGGUGUGACCGGCAACAACAUGUAUGCAGUCCCAGCCCUCACUGUGGAUUCACUUACCAAGAAGGACAUCUCGGUGGGUGAAUUCCCACGGCAUCAGCUACGACUCAAGGAGAAGCUGGGAGAAGGACAGUUUGGAGAGGUGCACCUCUGCGAAGCCGAUGGCCUGCUGGAAUUCCUGGGAGUCUCGUCUUCAGAAUUCACUCACCAGCCGGUUCUCGUAGCGGUGAAAAUGCUGAGAUCAGAUGUCAACAAAACAGCCAGAAAUGAUUUCCUGAAGGAGAUCAAGAUCAUGUCCCGGCUGAAGAACCCGAACAUCAUCCGGCUCCUGGGGGUGUGUGUGCGUGACGACCCGCUGUGCAUGAUAACAGAGUACAUGGAGAACGGAGACCUCAAUCAGUUCCUGUCGCAGAGGGAGAUCUACAGCAAAUUUGCCAUUUCAAACAAUAUUCCCUGUGUCAGCUACUCUAACCUGCUGUACAUGGCCACCCAGAUUGCCUCUGGAAUGAAAUAUUUAGCAUCUCUGAAUUUUGUGCACAGAGAUCUGGCAACUCGCAACUGCCUGGUGGGCAACAACUACACCAUCAAGAUUGCGGACUUCGGCAUGAGCAGGAAUCUUUACAGCGGGGAUUACUACCGGAUCCAGGGAAGAGCCGUCCUGCCCAUACGCUGGAUGGCCUGGGAAAGCAUCCUCCUGGGCAAGUUCACCACAGCCAGUGAUGUCUGGGCAUUUGGGGUCACCCUCUGGGAGAUGUUCGUACUGUGUAAGGAGCAACCGUACAGCCUCCUCUCCGAUGAGCAAGUCAUUGAGAACACAGGAGAAUUCUUCCGGAGCCAGGGCAGGCAGAUCUAUCUCUCCCAGACUCCUCUGUGUCCUAACCCUGUGUUUGACCUGAUGCUGAAAUGUUGGAGCAGGGAUAUAAAAGAUCGUCCCACUUUUGACAUGAUUCACCACUUCCUGCUAGAACAAAUGGAAUCAAACAUUUGACUCCAGAGAAAGAGACAGACUGUUGAGAACAGAGUGACUUUGGUGUCUCUUUGCCUGUACCUCACGGGAAGAUGGUCAGGCUACCUUGCUCUCCUCCCUUGACUGUUCCAUAUUUAAGUUGAGAUGUCCAUGGCAGCUGCUCAUUCUAUUGGCCAUGGUCUGACACACAGGACCAGAGGAUCUCAUUUGGUUGAAAAAUCAUCUCCUCUUCGGAAUCACUUCCUGGGAAUACUGUGAGAGGGGUUUUAUUACAUACCCGUACACCUUUGGGCUAAAC